GGUGGGUGUUUUUGUUUGCAUUUAGUAGGCUCCGAAUGGAACUGUUGACUCCAAAUUAGGAGGCCACGUUUGUUUCCAUCUCGACACCUCUCAUUCGGUCAGCAACAAAAUUGUUGCUGGAUGCAUUUCUAAAGAGAGAGAUUGCGCUCGUCCCUCUCCCUUCCCGCUCUUCCCGGCUCUAGCAAGAACGAGCUCCAAAUCGAGGUUCUCUUUUUGCUGUCGCGCGCCAUCCCAGCUUGGGUCCCUAAUUCAUUGCAAGCAUGGAUUGCUGGCGUGGCAAUCGCAAAUGGAAUUUGGGAUUUUAAAGUUAGGGCACCAUUUGGAAUGAAGACGAUGAAAUCCCAGUGAAAAGCUGCGGCUUCUGUUCUUUAAGGUAUUAUACCUUUAGUUGAUAUUUCUGAAGGGAAAUUGAAGGAUUUGCACAGAAGAUUCGCUGAUUUGUCAUUGUUAGUCAACUACCCGAUAAUAGUGAAGGGUAUGAUCUGGCCCAGUUUCAGUGCCUUGUGUAUAUAGUUGCUAGCUGCAGGGUCCAAGUGUAAACUGAUCCCAUUACUGGGUUACAUAUGGGGUGCAUGAAUCUGCUGUCUGGAGUCAAUGCAUUUGAUGGAGGAUCCAAGGAACACACUGGUAGCCCUUCCAGUGGUGCUAUAGCAUGUAUGAUCAAUUCAGAAAUUGGUGCAGUUUUGGCUGUGAUGAGGAGAAAUGUAAGAUGGGGUAUUCAUUAUAUGGCAGAUGAUGGUCAGCUAGAGCAUUCUCUUAUCCAGUCGUUCAAGGACUUGCGGAAGCAAAUAUUUUUAUUGCAACAUCAGUGGCAUACUAUCAACCCAACCCUGUACCUGCAGCCAUUUUUGGAUGUGAUUCAGUCUGAUGAAACUGGUGCACCAAUUACUGGUGUUGCGUUAUCAUCAGUUUACAAAAUCUUAACCCUUGAUAUACUUGAUCUGCAUACUGUCAAUGUGGAGGAUGCUAUGCACCUGAUAGUUGAUGCUGUGACUAGUUGUCGUUUUGAGGUGACAGAUCCUGCUUCUGAAGAAGUGGUGCUAAUGAAAAUACUGCAAGUUCUUUUGGCUUGCAUGAAGAGCAAGGCAUCAGUUAAGUUGAGUGACCAGCUUGUAUGUAACAUAGUAAACACAUGCUUUCGUAUAGUUCAUCAAGCAAGUUCCAAAGGUGAGUUGUUGCAGCGAAUAGCACGCCACACAAUGAAUGAAUUGGUUAGAUGUAUCUUCUCACACCUGCCUGACAUUGACAGCACAGAACAUGCACCAGCUAAUGGAGGCAGGUCACAUGUCAAGAAAGAGUUUGGUAUGGUUGAUGAGGCUCGCAUGGUUGGGAGUGAACAACUGGAAAAUGGUAAUGUCAGUGUUGAGUAUGAUGGUCAACCAACUGUUGAAUUUGCAUCAAAUGCUUCAACAGUUACAUUAAUGGGCAAGGCAGGUGAAAACAGAAUUGAGGUUGACGAAGGGAUUGAGUCUGCUCAAAAUGGUAGGCAUGUUAUGAUGGAACCCUAUGGUAUCCCAUGCAUGGUGGAGAUAUUUCACUUCUUAUGUUCUUUGUUAAAUGUCAUUGAACACAUUGAGAUUGGUCCUAGAUCAAAUCCCAUUGCAUAUGAUGAAGACGUUCCCUUAUUUGCACUGAGUUUAAUUAAUUCGGCCAUUGAAGUGGCUGGGGCUUCUAUUAGACAACACCCCAAAUUAUUAACUUUGAUACAAAAUGAACUGUUUCAUAAUCUGAUGCAGUUUGGCUUUUCGAUGAGUCCGUUAAUUCUUUCAAUGGUAUGUAGCAUUGUUCUGAAUCUGUAUCAUCAUCUGCGUACUGAGCUAAAGUUACAGCUUGAAGCUUUUGUUUCCUGUGUGCUUUUGAGGCUUGCACAAGCUAAGCACGGGGCUUCAUACCAGCAGCAGGAAGUUGCCAUGGAGGCUCUUGUUGACCUCUGCAGGCAGCAGACAUUUACAGCUGAGAUGUAUGCCAACUUUGAUUGUGACCUAUCCCGCAGUAAUGUGUUUGAAGACCUUGCUAGCUUAUUGUCAAAAAGUGCAUUUCCAGUGAAUGUCCCUUUGUCUGCAAUGCAUAUUCUUGCUCUUAAUGGUGUGAUUGCCAUGAUUCAGGGUAUGGCUGAGCGAGCUGAGAUGGUUGGCAAUGAAUUGCCUAAUGCUGAACGUUCAAUUGAUGUUGAGGGAUAUAAGCCAUUCUGGACAGAGAAAUGUGAGAACUAUAGCAACCCUAGUUAUUGGAUUCCAUUUGUUCGCAAGAUGAGAUAUAUCAAGAGGAAACUAAUGAUUGGAGCUGAUCACUUCAACCGAGAUCCUAAGAAAGGUCUAGAAUUUCUCCAAGGAAUGAAUUUAUUGCCUGAUAAACUUGACGCCCAGAGUGUAGCAUGCUUUUUCAGGUACUCAAUUGGGUUAGAUAAGAAUCUUGUUGGUGACUUCCUGGGAAAUCAUGAUGAAUUUUGCAUUCAGGUGCUUCAUGAAUUUGCUGGCACUUUUGAUUUUCGAGACAUGAAUUUGGAUACUGCUUUGCGUAUUUUCUUGGAAACUUUCCGUUUGCCUGGGGAAUCACAGAAGAUACAGAGGGCGCUGGAGGCAUUUGCAGAGAGAUACUAUGAGCAAUCACCACAGAUUCUAAUCAACAAAGAUGCAGCCCUCUUGUUGUCAUAUUCUCUUAUCUUGCUUAACACGGAUCAACACAAUGUACAAGUCAAGAAGAAGAUGACUGAAGAUGAUUUUAUUCGAAACAAUCGGCAUAUAAAUGGAGGUAGCGAUCUUCCUCGGGAGUUCUUGUCAGAGCUUUACCAUUCCAUUUGUGAGAAUGAAAUCCGGAUGGCUCCAGGCCAGGCUGCUGGUUUUCCAGGGAUGACAUCAAGCCACUGGAUUGGUCUACUGCAUCAAUCCAGAAAAAGCACUCCAUACAUCACCUGUGAUUGUGAAUCUAUACCACAUCUUGACUAUGAUAUGUUUUCUAUUUUGUCAGGUCCUACAAUUGCUGCAAUUUCCGUGGUUUUUGAUCAUGCAGAGCAUGAUGAUGUUUUACAAACAUGUGUAGAUGGCUUCUUGGCCAUUGCAAAAAUUUCGACGUGUUAUCAUCUUUAUGAUGUUUUGGAUGAUUUGGUUGUUUCUCUCUGCAAAUUGACAACCCUGUUGAGUCCCUUAUCUUUUGAAGAUUCCCUUCUUGCCAUAGGGGAUGACACUAAGGCUAUGAUGGCAACCACCACAGUUUUCACCAUAGCAAAUAGGUAUGGUGAUUAUAUCCGUUCUGGCUGGAAAAACAUACUGGAUUGUGUCUUAAGCUUGCACAAGCUUGGGCUGCUUCCUGCUCGUCUGGCCAGUGAUGCAGCUGAUGGUUUGGAGCCCUCUCCUGACCUGGAGCUUAGCAGACCUGCUACAAGUUCCCUGUCAUUAUCUUGGAGACCAUCUAUGGCCACUCCUCGGAAAUCAUCGGGCUUAAUGGGUCGAUUCAGCCAGCUCUUAUCAUUUGACAUGGAGGAGCCAAGUUCCCAACCAACUGAAGAACAACUUGCAGUCCAUCAACGGACGCUUCAGACAAUUCAAAGUUGCCAUAUUGAUAGCAUAUUUACAGAAAGCAAGUUUUUGCAAGCAGAUUCAUUAUUACAGCUUUCGCGAGCGCUCAUAUUGGCUGCAGGACAACCCAGAAAAGGGAAUAACUCUCUGGAAGAUGAAGAUGUUGCCGUUUUUUGUCUGGAGCUGCUGAUUGCAAUCACAGUGAAUAACCGAGACAGGAUUAUGCUUCUCUGGGAGGAUGUUUAUGAGCAUGUCUCCAAUAUUGUUCAGUCAAUCAUAAUGCCUUGCACUUUGGUGGAGAAGGCCGUGUUUGGACUUCUACAUAUAUGCCAGCGAUUGCUUCCCUAUAAGGAAAAUCUUACUGGUGAACUCCUCAAGUCACUGCAAUUGAUAUUGAAACUUGAUGCCCGGGUUGCUGAUGCAUAUUGUGAGCACAUUACGCAGGAAGUGUUGCGCCUGGUAAAAGCCAAUGCAGCGCACAUCCAAUCCCAUAUGGGUUGGCGUGCAAUUAUCUCUCUGCUUUCUAUUACAGCUCGACAUCCUGAAGCAUCGGAAGCGGGAUUUGAGGCAUUGGCAUUUAUCAUGUCUGAUGGAGCGUAUCUGUUGCCAGAAAAUUAUGGUCUUUGCAUGGAUGCAGCAAGUGAGUUUGCUGAAUCUUGGGUUGGGCAUGUUGAUCGAUCUGUUUGUGCUAUGGAUCUUAUGGCAGGUUCUAUUGAUUGCCUUGUAAGAUGGUCUUGUGAGACCAAGGAAGCUGUGGGAGGAGAGGCUGCUGCAAAACUGUGUCAGGACAUUGGGGAGAUGUGGCUGAGGCUUGUGCAGGGACUGAAGAAGGUCUGUUUGGACCGGAGAGUAGAGGUGAGGAACCAUGCUCUCCUAAUGCUACAGAGAUGCUUAAUAGUAGGGGAGGGGAUCCACCUUCAAAGUGAUUUAAUAUUGCGGUGUUUUGAUCUGGUAAUCUUUACCCUACUUGAUGAUUUAUUAGAAAUUGUACGAGGGAACUCUCCGAAGGAUUACCGAAACAUGGAGGGAACUGUUGUCCUUGCGAUGAAACUUUUGUCGAAGGUGUUCUUGCAGUUCCUACAGGAUCUCUCGGAGCUGCCAUCCUUUUGCAAACUAUGGGUAGGAGUUCUUAACAGAAUUGAGGAAUGUACGAAGGCAAAAUUUCGAGGCAGAAAGAGUGAGAAGAUACAUGAAUUAGUCCCUGAGCUCCUCAAGAACACUUUGCUUGUAAUGAAAACAAGUGGGGUUCUAUCGAAGACUGAUGCUAUUGGUGGGGACAGUUUUUGGCAGUUGACAUGGUUGCAUGUGAAAAAUAUUGCUCCAACAUUGCAGAUGGAAAUCUUCCCAGAUCAUGAGUCGGAGCAAUUGCAGAUGAACAUAAAAACUGGGGGAAACCCCACUCCUGAUGGUACCGGGAUUGUUCCAUCAGGUGAGACCACAGCCUGAAGAUGGUUUCUGGAUUGGAAUGCCCUAUAAUAUGUUAGGGAAAUUUACAUGGCUUACAUCUUAUGCUGCUAGUCUGCCCAGAGUCAGUAGUGCCAAUUAGUCAAGGUAUCUGAAUUGGAGUUGCCUAUUUGACUGUUGUGAACCUUUCCAUGAACUCAUGACAAUCUGUUCUGGGCAGCCUCGCUUGGUGGAGUGUCCAUUUUUUCCUCACGCUGCGAACUUGUGGAAAGCUGGCACUUCCGGUAUAGUGCAUUGAGUUCAUAUGGUCUAGUUACUACCAGGGGCUUGAUUGAAUCCCUCCUUGAAUUUUGUACUGGCUUGUUGAUCUGUGUAUUAGAGCAUGCAAAUCGCAGCAAUUUCCUCUGUAUAUAAGUUUUAUACCGACAUGAUCCUAAGGUGCCUCGUUUCCCUUCUGGGGUUCUGAAGCAGUAAUAGGGAAAGAGGCACUCAGUUGUUGCAAACUGCAAAGCCUACUUGAUUC
Messenger RNA from Malania oleifera, 5442 nucleotides. RefSeq names its product ARF guanine-nucleotide exchange factor GNOM-like. Bases 564 to 4961 code for a protein of 1465 amino acids. The record is from RefSeq and is a predicted model, not a curated record. Gene Ontology annotation, biological process: regulation of ARF protein signal transduction. Gene Ontology annotation, molecular function: guanyl-nucleotide exchange factor activity. The transcript is spliced from 3 exons. NCBI's taxonomy places the organism in Eukaryota, Viridiplantae, Streptophyta, Magnoliopsida, Santalales, Ximeniaceae.